Messenger RNA from Rubroshorea leprosula, 2536 nucleotides. The record is from the annotation of a GenBank genome assembly. NCBI's taxonomy places the organism in Eukaryota, Viridiplantae, Streptophyta, Magnoliopsida, Malvales, Dipterocarpaceae.
GACUUCCUUUUUCUCCCCAAUAUUUAUUAUAUUAAUCCCCAUGGUGCCCCAGCCUCAAACUCACUGUUAACUGAGAAUAGAAAACUCAACAAUGGAUCCAUGGAGUUGUAAUCAAGGUGGAGGUGGUGAAGACGAGGAGAACAGGCAAUCCAUCAAUGGAAGUUUAUAUAGCUCCAUAGAUCAAAGCAGAGAGCGAAAUCUCAGUGAGCCAGCAGCCGAAACAGAGCCUGUGGGGCAACAAAAAUCAGGUGAACGUCAACCCACAGAUCUAUCCUCUGCAGAUUCUCAUCAUUCGAAAAGAAAUAUUCCGGAUGAUACUGCUGCAGCUGACCCGCGUGCCAAAAAAAGAGCAUACGAUAGAGCUUAUAGGGAGAGACUUAAGAAAAACCAAGAGCUAACGAAGUCCAAAGUGGAGACACUUGAGGGAGAAAAUGAAUUCCUGAAAGAGGAAAAUGAAUCCCUAAGAAGGGAAAAUGAAAUGCUAUCAAAGGAACUUGAUGAAUUGAAAAAGAAGCAUGAUAAGCACCAUGAAAAUGAAGAGGAAUUGAAGUCCAACCUCAAAACAAUUGAGGUUGAAAAUGAAUCUCUAAAAACUGAAAAUGAAACUCCGUUCAAGGAACGUGACGAAUUGAAGAAGAAGUACCAGAAGCAAUUGGAAAAUGAACAGGAAAUGAAGUCCAAUUUGGAGACACUUGAGACUAAAAAUGGCAAAUUGAAGCAACGUGAAAGUAAACAACAAUUAAGGUCAAAUCUAAAGAUCGCGAACGCUGAAAAAAGGGGACUAAUGGAUCGGAUUUUUGAAUACAUGUUGGAGAAUCGAAGUUCUGAAACUCAGUCAAACGAACUUGGCCAACUAAGAAGCAAAGUGGAAAAUUUAGAAAACGAACUUGUUUUGGGCAAGAUUUGCAGCAUGUGGAAACAGAAGGUUCUAUGCCCUGCAGUCCAACAGAAACGAUGCUUCCCUCAUCACCGGCCUUCCCCUGUGGUGCAACCAGUCCAACAAUUGGGUCGCACUCACCUCCAUCAUUGGGCAGUUUUGAAGGCUCCCAAUGUGGUGUACAGAGGGAAGCUGAAGAACAACCGUCUUGUCGCCAUCAAGCGGUUCUCCAGACAGUCCUGGCCCGACCGCAAACCGUUUCUGAAGGGGGCCGCCGGAGUUGGGAAACUCCGGCACGAGAGAUUGGUCAAUUUGAUCGGUUGUUGCGCCGUGGGAGACGAGCGAUUGUUGGUCGCUGAGUAUAUGCCUAACGAUACCCUCUCCAAGCAUCUGUUUCACCCAGGGAAAGAAAAACCAUUGCCAUGGGAAAUGCGCGUCAGAGUUGCAUACUAUAUUGCACAAGUACUUGAUCAUUGCAAUGCUGAGAACUGCAAAAUUUAUCAUGAUUUGAAUGCGUGCAGAGUUCUCUUCGAUGAGGAUGCAGACCCUGGGUUGUCUAGUUUUGGAUUAAUGAAGCAUAGCAGAGACGGAAACAGCUAUGGCACUAAUUUGGCUUAUGCUCCACCAGAGUUUUUGCUGACAGGUCGGGUCAUCCCAGAGAGUGUGAUUUACAGUUAUGGAACUGUUCUUCUGGACCUUCUGUGUGGAAAGCAUAUCCCUCCCAGCCAUGCACUGGAUUUGAUAAGGGAAAAGAAUUUGUUGUUGUUAAUGGACUCAUAUUUAGAAGGACAAUAUGCCAAUGAAGAUGCCUCUGAGUUGGUUGAACUGGCUUCAAAAUGUCUUCAGUAUGAAGCUAGAGAUCGACCUGAUUUCAAGUUUCUCAUGUCUGCUGUGGCACUCUUUCAGAAGCAAAAAGAGGUUGCAUCAGAUGUUCUGAUGGGUCUCUUUAAAACUCCAGUGGUGCUGCCAACUAAGCUUUCUCCAUUUGGUGAGGUAUGUGCAAGGAUGGAUCUAACUGCAGUACAUGAUAUCUUGCUAGUAACUGGUUAUAAAGAAGAAGAAGAGCGUUCAGCAAAUGAGCUUUCAUUCCAAGACUGGACGCAACAAGUUCAGGAAAUGUUGGAAUUGAGGAAACCCGGAGAUAUUGCUUUUAGAGACAAGGAUUUUCAGAAUGCCAUUGAUUAUUACUCAAAGGCAAUGAUGUGGAAGCUUUCUGGUACUGUGCUUGUGAGACGGGCCCUUUCAUAUUUGAUGAUCGGUCAACCAGAUCUGGCGUUGAGGGAUAGCCUGAAAGCAAAGUUGUGCUUGCCCGAGUGGCCUACUGCACUCUACAUGCAAUCUCUUGCCCUCUCAAUGCUUGGAAUGGAAACCAAUGCAAAGGACUCUCUGAACGAGGGUGCCUUUAUUGAGGCAAAUAGGUAGAACGGGCUGGCGCAUUGAGAUAAUUAUUUACCGUUAGACAGAAACAAUCUCUUUGGAUGGAUAAUAUCGUGGAUGUGUAGAUCAUUUGCCUUUUUCUACUAUGGUACUGCUGAGAUCUUGGAAGGAAGUAGUGAGAGUAGAAGCAAAUAUUUUUGUUUGUCUCACUUUAUGUGCCCUUUUAUGUUUGUAGGGAGAACAGUUUUCAUACAAAGAAAUUUAUAAAGAAAAUUAAAUUAU